GCUGUGGCUCUGGUGGUGAAAGGGUGUGAAUGUGCUACUCCGUGCCCCCUCUCUCUCCAGUCCUUUGGGGAUAAAAAAAAAUAUCAUCUCCCUUUUUCAUUUUUUUAUUUUGAUUUUUUGUUGAAAAAAAAGAUCCCUCUCGAACGGCGACAUCCUUUCCCCUCCCCAAAGUUCCUCUUCGGAAGAAUUUUUACACAUAGUGCCUGGUCGUCGUCAUCGUCCUUUGGGAAGAAGAAGAAGCAUUUUGGGGACGAGUGAGCAAUAUAUACGAUGAGAUCAUUUCGUUCGAAAGCUGUUGUCAUUUUUUUUGUAUUAUAGAGUACAGGAAAAAAACCCCGAGAGAUUUGUGACGAUGGUGUUUUUUGUGUGGAUUCAGUGAGAUAAGGCGGCCAGUUUGAUCAAGACUCGAGUAGGCAUAUAUAUCUAUAUAGCUAUACGUAUCUGUGCUCAGGAGAGAGAGAGAGACAACGAAAACGUGUAAACCGUCUCUCUGAUUUAACCUCAUUCAUAAAAAAGGAGGAACAGAUCCGACGCCUCGGAGGAAAGUCGAUGGAUGGAUUGUGUGCCUAAUCACCGUCAGUCCGAGUAGAUAGAUUGAUAGAUAGAUAGAUAAAGGAAUCGAGGAAGGUGGUCACCGUUGUCUCUAUCAGCAGCAGUUCGCCUUAGAUGUUUGUUGUAAUUAUCAUUUCCAGUGCUGCUUCUCUCUCUCCCUCUGUCUCUCUCUCUCUCUCUCUCUCUCUCUCUCUCUCUCUCUCCCCCUCCCUCCCCGUUGAGAUUAAGUGAUGCCGGAUGGUGCUAGAUCUGGAGGUACCGCAGCAGCAGAAGCAGAAGCAUCUUCAUCUUCCCAGCUCUUCGUGUGUGCUCGUAGUGAUUCCCUUCGUCGUCAGGAGUCGGAGGAGGUGCCCCCCGGUAACGAGGGCGAGCGGCGACCGGACGUUGUUGCUGGAGAUUCUGGAGGAGGAGGCGGAGGAACGACGGCCUCUGUCAGACAGGUCGACCUCCGCACCCAACUAAAGGAGAACCGUUACACUCCACUGGAGGCUGCGGUCCAGGGCUUCGAGUUGCCUCCUCAUGGCUGUAGCUGCGGCCGAAACGAAAAUGUAAAUAUCACGUCGUCGACGCCGCCGAGAGAGGCCGGGUCACCUCCGGCUGCUCGCCGCCACGAAUCCAGGUCAAUGUUUGUUCGACCGGGCCAUGACCUGGCCCGCGUGAGGCCCUUGAGAGGAGUCUGCUGUCGCAGGGAAGAAGCUUCUUCUUCCUCCUCCUCCCUCUCUCCCUCCCCCUCCCCUUCCACCCCGUCCCCUUCCUCUUCCGAGGCAGUCUCCCGAGGGUCAGUCGGGGUCAAAGGUCAGAUGAGAACGCGGUGUCCCAAGAGACUGAAAGUCAUGUCCGUCACGCCCAGAGAUGCCCCUCCGAAGAGCCAAGAUGCGGAAGACUCCCUCCUCCUCGGGCGACUCACCUCCUCCCCCUCCCCCUCCCCGCUAACGACCGGAGAGUGCUGCUGCAAGCCUGGAGGAGAGGCCGACGAAGGCGGGCGGCCUCUCGCCCACAAGAGAUCGCACAGGAAAACGACGUUGCCGAAUUCCUCAUCUUCCUCACCAUCAUCCUUGCGAGGUGCGGCGAAACAGCGUCGGGAGGAAAGCGAGGAGGGGGAGGAGGAGGAGGAGGAGGAGGCGGCCAAAAAGAAGCCCGUCGAUACCAGGGUAUCGCCUUCACCCCACAAAACAGCAGAAGGCGACGCUGACGGAGGUGGUGGGCGGCGGCAGUGCCCACGCAACAGGAGGACGUCAUCCCUAACGACACCACCACCACCAGCAGCAGCAGCGGCGAUACCCCGUCGCCAUAACCAGCCCCAUCUUCUCCAUAUCCAUCAUCACUAUCACCUGCAUCGUCGCUUCCGGUCUAAAAACAGACCCAUCGCCAGCAGUAAAAGCAGCAGUAACAGCAGCAGCAGUAGCUACAGUGGUAGCUACAACAGCAGCAGUAGCUACAGCAACCUGCUGGCGACCAAACACACUUCUUCUUCCUCUUCCUCUUCAUCUUCAUCCUCCUCCUCCUCCUGCUCGAGUAAAUUCUUCCUGGCCAGCCUCCUGAUCAUGGUGAGCGUUCUGGUGCCCGCCGAGGGCGGCAACCCGGACGCGAAGCGCCUCUACGACGACCUCCUCUCCAACUACAACAAGCUGGUGCGCCCCGUGGUGAACGUGACCGACGUCCUCACCGUCAGGAUAAAGCUGAAGCUCUCCCAACUCAUUGAUGUGAACCUGAAGAGUCAGAUCAUGACAACGAAUUUAUGGGUAGAACAGUACUGGUACGACUACAAGCUCAUCUGGGAACCGAAGGAGUACGGAGGCGUGGAGAUGCUUCACGUUCCCUCAGAUCACAUCUGGAGACCGGACAUCGUGCUUUACAACAAUGCUGACGGCAACUUCGAGGUGACCUUGUCGACGAAGGCGACGCUUUCUUGGAAUGGCCUAGUCGAGUGGAAGCCUCCCGCCAUUUAUAAGUCCUCCUGCGAAAUCGAUGUCGAGUACUUUCCCUUCGACGAACAGACCUGCGUCAUGAAGUUCGGGUCGUGGACCUACGACGGCUUUCAGGUCGAUUUGCGCCACCUGGACGAAAUCGUAGGAACCAACAUGGUGGAAAUGGGGGUCGAUCUCUCCGAAUUCUACAUGUCGGUCGAAUGGGACAUCCUGGAGGUGCCAGCAGUCAGACACGAGAAGUUUUACACCUGUUGCGACGAGCCGUACCUCGACAUCACCUUCAACAUCACCAUGAGAAGGAAGACCCUCUUCUACACUGUCAACCUCAUCAUCCCAUGCAUGGGGAUCUCCUUCCUCACCGUCCUCACCUUUUACCUCCCCUCGGAUUCUGGAGAAAAGGUGACGUUGAGCAUCUCCAUCCUUAUCUCCCUCCACGUGUUCUUCCUGCUGGUCGUUGAGAUCAUCCCGCCGACGUCGCUGGUCGUCCCUCUGCUGGGGAAGUACUUAAUAUUUGCCAUGAUACUCGUCUCUAUAAGUAUAUGUGUGACCGUGUUGGUGCUGAACGUGCACUUUCGGUCCCCUCAGACGCACAAGAUGGCGCCCUGGGUCAGAAGAGUCUUCAUCCACAUAUUGCCGCGGCUGCUCAUCAUGAAAAGACCUCAGUAUCAGCUCAAUAAACACAGCGUUUUCAUGGAAUCCAACAGGGUUAUGGUCCACACGUGUAAUGGCAACGAGAUGAGGGGGAAUUUCUACCGCCAGGAAUUCGACGAACCCAUUUACAAACACAACGACCCCAAUCUCCCCUACGACACACCGCUGGGGAGGGACCCCAGGGACGAUUUCUCACCGAUGACAGACGGGCCGUUUUCUGGAACAUGUCGGAUUCACGGGGCCACAAACAUCCACGAGGACACCUACACCUUCGAGAACUCGGACAAGAGUCCCACGUUUCGACCCUUCCAGCACAACCUGCCUCACUGUUCUCCUGAAGUUCACCGGACCUGUUGGUGCGUCAGUUUCAUAGCGGAACACACCAGGCUCAAAGAGGACUCUACCAAGGUGAAGGAAGAUUGGAAAUACGUAGCUAUGGUGCUGGAUCGUCUCUUCCUGUGGAUUUUCACAUUGGCUGUCCUCGUGGGAACUGCCGGCAUCAUCUUACAGGCUCCAUCCCUGUAUGACGACCGCAUACCCCUCGAUAAGGUCCUGUCAGAGGUCUACCGACAACACCACACGAAGCACUAGCUCGCCCUGAGGAGGGAAGAAGAUAAAUAAGAAGAUGAGUUCCCCCUCAGGAUAAAGAUGUUCUCAGAGCUAUCAACAAGGGGCGCGUUUAUUCAGUUAUACAAUGAGCGAUGAAGGAGCGCGUUCUCUUCACGCCAGGACCCGGAGGGGAUCAGGUUCCUGUCAAACAGUGUUGGAUAUUCCUAACUGUAGUUUUUAAGGGAUUCUGCAACAAGACCAUUUGUAUGUAUUUUAGAUAGAAAGAAGCGGACUUUUAGAAUUGUUUGUUGCUACUUACGUGUUGUUUUGAAGACCCAGCUAACCUCCAAGAGACGUCUGAAAUGCUUCGGGUUUCCUGAAGGGAAGUGAUGAUUCUUUUUGUAAUGGUUUUCAAGUGUCGCGAAACGUUGUGGGAACAAAGUUACGGAAAUGCAUCCAGUGAAUGUCCAGCUUUUAUCAAAGUGAGGAUCUUUUCAAAAGUCUUUGCUGGGUAGAAAGAAAAAAAAAGGAAUUGAUUUGAGUGGCUUAGUUGUAGCUAUUAUUCGUCUUCAUGUGUUCGAUAGGCAAUCAGAUUUCACUCUGGUACUUCGUCUACACUCAAUUUUUCUGCAUAAACACUUUUAUAGUUAAAUGAAUGUCCAUGCAUUAAUGAGCAUAACCCAAGAUGUAGAGGAACUACCAGACUGAGAGUACUCGUCGUCAAUUCAGUUACCAAUGGUCAUUUGUUUUUGGGAACUCUGCUAGAAGAAGGAAAACAUGUCCUUGAUCAUCUGUAUAUGAUCCUAAAAAGGAAGUAUUCUUUUGUCUCUGUAUCCUCCAGCUGAGGAUGCACGAUGAUGUUUUGGUUUGAAGGAUUUCUGUUCCCCUCUGCAGUGGCCGGGAAGCAUCUGAGCGUAACCCCAGCAUAAUCUUUCUGUGUGGACCCACAAAAGGAUAGAAGAAGAAGAAGAAGAAGUGACGUAGAAUAUACUCUUUUAAGAUUAAGGUACUUUGUAUCGUAGAUCAUAGUGAAAGAAAUUAAUCUCGUCUAUUAAGUGACAAUAACAAAAACUGACUGGUUGAAGUGAUUUUUUGCCAAAAAAAAAAAAAGGAAUUAAAAAGUUGUGAUUUAGAUUACGAGUAAGAGAGAAUUCUCCUGAGUGAGGGCGGGGUAAUCCAACCCCGACCCCCAGUGUUCAUUUCAGUUUCUGAAGUGUUUUUACAAGGGAACUCCAGUUGUGAGGGAGAUGCACUGUUUUUGCUGUUCGAUAUGCAUUUAAACACACGGUUCAUUUCGUUGGUGAAUUCUGAGUUGCCAAGAAAGGGAAAAAACCAGCCAAAGAAUUUCGCUCCCAGUUGUUUUGAGGAAAAGGACAAAUCAUCAUUCCUAUCGGUUUGCUUGGAUGCGUUUUGUGGUGACCACUAAAUAGCAAUCUGUAGUUGGGCCUCUUUAGGGUGAGGCCAUUAAAGUAAUAAUACUAAUUAUAAUGAUACUAUUGAUAAUGAUUAUUAUGAUAAUGAUUUAAAAAAAAAGAGACUUUGUAGACGAAACUGAAUUGUUUCUCUGAUGGUGAGGAGGAGGCGAAGAAGAAGAAGAAGAAGGCCGCGUGGCGGCGUGCCUCAGGGCGAGGCGUGUUUACCUGUGCAGAUUAGUACUUUCGAUGUCAUUAUAAUUGGGAGAUGAUACUGCUUAUGUUGCCCAAGUGUGCUAACAAAUGUUUCAGUAUUCUAUGACAGAUUUUAAGUGCUGUAAAAUAAUAAUGAUAUAAAUAUAAAUUUGUUGUUGGUUAUCAUAGUUGGAAGUCAACGGCAGUGUUAUUAUAUAGAUUACGAUGUUAAAAAAAAAAAAAAAAUCUUUUAGGUUGGGAUUGUUGAAUAUUUUAACAAAGCUGAGAAUCAUUCACUCGUUCAUUCACACUUCCCGGUGACAAUUGCAGACUGUUCCAGAGGCUAAUCAUUCGCUUCGGACCUUGAUCAGCUCCUCUGAUCGGCCGUAGAAUUUGUAAGAGGAGGAAGGAAGAAGAAGAAGAAGAAGAGUAUUCGGGGUUCCAUUUCUCUUCCAUUAUUAGUACCACAUCAAUAAUAAUUCUUGCCCUUGUCUUCUAUAGACGAUAUUGUUGAUGCUCAGUGUUUCUUUCCAUUGCUGCAGAUGGGAGAUUGACAUGGCUAGCCUGCAGUCAUUUGUUUUGAUUUGAGGAUCCCUCGUUUCCUGCUGCAGAAUCUUGUUUUCUUCCCGGGGAGGAAGAAGAAGAAGAAGACGAAAGAAUGGAUAACUUGCCAUACAAGUCAGAAGAGGAUUUUAGGAACUGGAUUCGUAGAGCUUCGUCUUAAAAUGUCGUCUUCCUCCCCGGGCUUUUUUGUAAUGGAUAGAAAUAUCCUCUUUUUGCAAGAUGAUUCAAGAUAAGCUCAAUGUAGGUAAUAUGGAAGGCUCUGAAUGUCCAAUCUCCCCCCCAGUAAUAAGAAGGUGAUGUUACAUUAAUCACAGGCUUCACAAAAAAAGUAAUGUGUGAAUUUGUAGUAGGAGUUAGCCUUAUUGAAUUUAAACAUAAUUGCAGUUAUACAUACAACACUUAUGUAAACUGUCAGUGCAAUAGAAAAUACAACACGAAGGUCUCCUCCAUAUUGGAUUUUCAGAUGUUUAUUACAUAGUCUUCACACCAAACAUUUUGGUUGUGACAUCAGAGAAGCGGGUAGUACACCAAGAUAAGGUAGGUUUUUUAAUGUGAAUUUAAAGGCUAAAGUAAGACGACGAUGUUGAAUUAUUUUUUGCCAAUGUCCCCCCGACUUUUGUCCACAUUAGGAAGCAAUGAGGGGCAGGAGUUGCACAGGAUCUGUGGCUGACUAGUAGGAGUCCUGUGGAGAGGACCCCUGGAUUUCGUCAGUUUUUGAAGAUGUAUUUUACAAGUUUCGUGGUUUACAUCAUUCUCGGUGUACGUUCGUUUUCGUCCUUUUGUUUUUUAUGAGCCUUGUUUUAUUUAACUGUGUUGUCCCGGAUUCGUGAAUGUUGACCAUUGUCAUGUUCAAUGGGUCAGACACAACCAUUCAUUUUCGUUAUUUCUAGGUGUAGGACGAAGGCCCUGACCAUUGUACCAUUUUUGUUCCAACUGUUCUAGUCUACUUUAGUUGCUGUGCAACUCUUGUUACCUCCCCUGUAAAAUCACAAUAUGAUUUCGGAAUACACACGCCAUAAUAUCCUUCGAGACAACCAGAUCCACAAUUGUUCAAGAUGGCUGAGUUGUUCACAGUUUGACUGAACGUCAGACUUUUCAAAGGGGAAAAACACACAACAAGAGUGCUACUUAGCAUAAUAAUUUAAGUCGCAAAAGCGCGUUGACUGUAGGUUUUAUUUGUCUGGGAAGAUGGAAGCAACGAUCAGUCGUCACUCAAAACCCACCAGUUUCAGUCGUUCGUUUGUAAACGAAGCUUACGCCACAACACAGAAGUUUUCUUCUUCUUGUUUUUGUCUACGUCAACCCCAACACCCGACCGAGUCACUUUUGAUCAGACUUUUACUUUUUCUGAAUAUGCUUCAGACAAACGUUUGAAGAACGGUUUAUUCCACAGAGGAUCCCGUCUCUUGGUCACCACUAGAAUGGUUUGUUUCAUAGUAGUUCUGACCACUGUAGUACCAUCUUCAGUUCUGUCUCCGCCAGACCUCUCUGGUUUCACUUCGGUCCACUGGGGUUUAUCGUUAUGAAUUCCCUUUAGGAAGCUUUUAUUUUCCCUUCCCACGUCAUCCUCCUCAUGCGUGAUCCCUUGUACAUAUUAUUUACAAGUCGAUUAUACAUAUCAUAACCAGUGUUCGUUCAAGCAUUCCUUUAUAACCUUUGCAGGUAUUUUGUAAGUUGCAAUUUUUUCCCAUUUUCUAUAAUGUGAUUUCCCAUUUUCAAUCAUUUCAUAUCAUUUUCCCCAUUUUCUAUCAUUUCAUGUCAUUUUUCCCAUUUUCUAUAAUUUCAUGUCUUUCCCCAUUUUCUAUCAUUUCAUGUUAUUUUCCCCAUUUUCUGUCAUUUCAUUCUAUUUUACCAUUUUCUGUCAUUUUAUUCCAUUUUCCCCAUUUUCUGCCAUUUCAUUCCAUUUUCCCAUUUUCUGUCAUUUCAUUACAUUUCCCCCAUUUUCUAUCAUUUAGUGCCAUUAUGUCCCAUUUUAUAUCAUGUCUUUUUCCCAUUUUCCGUCAGUUCAUGAUAUUUUCCCAUUUUCUAUCAUUUUAUGCCAUGUGUCCCCAUUUUCUGUCAUUUUAUUCCAUUGUACCGAUUCGUUUUCAUUCUCACGAACGUCAAAAAGAGGUCACAUACUGCUAUUUUUUUUUUUUUUUUUUUUUUUUUUUACGAAAUGUCGAAUGAGUCAUGAAAUAACUUAUAAAAUUGCUUAUAGCAUUUUGGAUCUCCAAGUGAGGUGUGAUUGAUGAUGAUGAUGACGAACCCUAAUCUUAUCAGAGAGAGGAAAAAAAAUAUUUUUUCUCCUAAUAUGGCCUCCAAGUUGUAAAUUGAAGAUGGAGUCUUGAUGCAGCAUUCUGGUCUGAAGAUUUGAAGUGAAUUGUCUUGUGGGAAUUGUUCCAAUGUUUUUCUGUGAGGCUCGAAUCUACAAACGUCUUCUUGCACUCAAGCUGUAAGUUUUAGCAACCGGUUCCUUUUUCCCACUGUGAGUUAGGACACCAUUUUGGUUUCCAUGCAAUGAGUUAGAACAACAUUUUGGUUUUCAUACUGUGAGUUAGAACAACAUUUUGGUUUUCAUACAGUGAGUAGAGCAUUUUGGUUUUCAUGCUGUGAAUUAGAACAACAUUUUGGUUUUUAUACAGUGAGUAAGAACAAUACUUUGGUUUUCAUACAAUGAGUAAAAACUUGGUUUUCAUACAGAGUUAAAACAUGUUGGUUUUUAAUCAAUGAGUUAGAAUAGCACUUUGGUUUUCAUGCAGUGGCUAAGAACAACAUUAAGUUUUCAUGGUGAAUUAGAACAACUCUUUUGUGUCCAUAAAUUGAGUUAGAACGACAAUUUGGUUUUCAAACAGUUAGAACAAGAUUUAGGUUUUCAUAGUGAGUUAGAGCAACAUUUUGUCUGUCAUCCAGUACCACAGAACAACAUUCUGGUUUGGAGCUGUACUGAGCAGCCUCUGUAUCGUACACACAUUGAGUUAGAGACUUUAUUUUACUCGAAGCAGAUGCUGUAGCUCCCUGUGAAGUUUUAUUUUACUGGGAUACAUUGUGCCAAUUUAACACUGUAAUAUAUACAAUAAAGGUAUGAGGUAGGUUUGAUGAACGAGCCACUAAGGCAGUGAAAUUGUUGCCACAAAUAUCUAAAGAAUUAAUGAAGAAUUAUAAAAUUUUUGCGUUCUUAUACUUAAACCAUGAUUUGACCUUUACUUUGAAAUAGAAAGAUUAUUGUUCAUAUUUCAGUUAGGUGUUUCAAAGGAUUCCAUUAAAGGCCGCUAAUACUACUCUCACUGACACCAUGGUUUAGUAACUCAUCAGAAUUUUUGAUUAAAGGUUUUCUGGCAUGUUUGGUGCUGUAUUGCUUUGUACUAUCAACUAUAAUAAUUAUUCGUCAGAUGCCUACUUUACUGGUUGGAGUAACAUAGGCAUAGUUACUUGUAAUUGGCUUAUUUUAUUAUACUGAUCCAUUGUGUUUACAAGAACGGAAAACAUUGUAUAUUGUAGUUUAUUGGUGUAUUCAUAUUUAUGGAAAGCAAUUCCACUUUGAAUUAAUAUUUUGUUUUUAUUGAAUCGCUACAUAUAUUAAACUGGUUUUGUCUCCGUAACCUGAGGUUUUGUUGCUCUCGAAAAUAUUCAUAAUUUUUCCCUUCAGUGUGUGCAGUGUCUUAUGAUUGGAAUUGUAGAAAAAACAAAUGAAAAAAAAUCACUCUAGACUAUUGGCCAUUGAAACCAGGUCAGCCUCUACACGGCCAGACUGCUUCAUCAAGAAGUUUUUUGCUCACAGAGAAAGACGAUGCGUUCUGUUGUUUGUUAGAUAAGGUGAGUUUACACUAGGCUUCACCCCACACAGCAUGCAUAAGCCUCAUCACCAACUCCUUCCAAAUUCUUGUUAGCCCCACCUACCGGACUGCUCAUCAAGAGUCACGCCACACCACUAACUCACCCUAAUAAGCACUCCAGUAAGCGGGGCGAACAAGAAUUUGGGAGGAGAUGGUGAUGAGUCUUACGCAUGCAGCGUGGGGUGAAGCCUAGUGUAAACUCACCUAUAUGCUGUAAAUAUCACUCAUUCAUUAUUUUUCCCUGACCAUGAGAUUUAAAUAAGAUUCGCUACAAAUGUUAUGCAUCAAAAACGAAACACAAAUAAUGUGAGUUGCUUCUAUGUCAGGUCCCCCUAGAGAGGGGUGGGUCUUCUGCUUCUUAAAAACACAAUGAUUGUGAAUACCACCACCAACUCAGCUUAGAAGUCUCCAUCAGUGCGUCUUUUAUCUGUGGUUGUCGAGAAGGCUAUGAGGGACUUCAGAGGGAAUCCAGAGCAUCAGUUCGAAUCUUGAGUUUCAGGCAGAGCUUCAGCAGACUUCAGUUGGCUCUGAAAUUCCUCGGAGGAAAAUGAGGUCCUGAUUUACUGACAUAACCCAGCAAGAAGAUGCAGUGCUGGAGGUUCUCUGAUCUUUGAAAUUCUAACAACCUCCCCCCUUCCCCCUUCACCAACCCCCAACUAUACACACACAAACACACGCACCCCAAAGAUUUAGUGUUCUAAUUUCUCGUUUUGAAUUUCCACCACAAACAUUUUUCAUCCAGUCACUGGCAUUCUGUAAUGUAAACAUUUCUCUCAAACAAGAAGAAUAGAAUAACGGAAAGAGUUUUUAUAUGAUUAUAUAUAUAAAUAUAUAUAUAAAUAUAUAUAAAUCCCUGACAAUGUAAAUAUAAAAAAAAUAUAAAAAGUUUUAAACUAAAUAAUGACAUUACUUUUAGCAUAUUUAAGCUCAUUCUUAAAUUUGUUACUGUUAUUAUAACAUUAAAUGAUGUGGGGCGAGUUGAGGAAUGGUCUGCUGUUCUGAGUUGUCUCUUUCUUAGGGGAAACUUCUCCUGUGUUGACAGUUCUCCGCUUAAUAAGACUUUUUUUUUACAGUAUUUUUCUUGCUUAACCUUGCUAUGCAUCUGUACCAACUUUCAAUAUUAUUAUUAUUAUUAUUAUUAUUAUUAUUAUUAUUAUUAUUAUUAUUAUUAUUAUUAUUAUUAAUCAUACUGAAGCCUGCAGAAAUUAGAGAGAAAGUUUAGCAAAGGUGGAAGAUGACCCCAAACUCCAUUAUGAAGUUUUGAAACGGAGUUGAGGAAAAGGAGAGAGUAAAGUUAGCCCUCUGAUUUUGUUGUUGUUAUUAUUAUUAUUAUUAUUAUU
Molecule: messenger RNA, 11006 nt
Organism: Macrobrachium nipponense
Lineage: Eukaryota; Metazoa; Arthropoda; Malacostraca; Decapoda; Palaemonidae
Product: acetylcholine receptor subunit alpha-like
Exons: 11
Coding region: 783-3722 (979 amino acids)
Biological process (GO): chemical synaptic transmission; signal transduction; regulation of membrane potential
Cellular component (GO): synapse; plasma membrane; neuron projection
Molecular function (GO): transmembrane signaling receptor activity; acetylcholine-gated monoatomic cation-selective channel activity
Source: RefSeq, a predicted model, not a curated record